UCUGUUCGGGGGAGGCCUGGGGCCGCUCGCUGGUGCGCUGUCUCCGCCACCCCCCCUUUCGCUACCGCCGCCGCCGCCGCCGCCGCCCCGGGCAUGUCGUCCAACUGCACCAGCACCACGGCGGUGGCGGUGGCGCCGCUCAGCGCCAGCAAAACCAAGACCAAGAAGAAGCAUUUCGUGUGCCAGAAAGUGAAGCUAUUCCGGGCCAGCGAGCCGAUUCUCAGCGUCCUGAUGUGGGGGGUGAACCACACGAUCAAUGAGCUGAGCAAUGUCCCCGUCCCUGUCAUGCUGAUGCCGGAUGACUUCAAAGCUUACAGCAAGAUCAAGGUGGACAAUCAUCUCUUCAAUAAGGAAAACCUCCCCAGCCGGUUCAAGUUCAAGGAGUACUGCCCCAUGGUGUUCCGAAACCUCAGGGAGAGGUUUGGCAUCGAUGACCAGGAUUACCAGAACUCGGUGACGCGCAGCGCUCCCAUCAACAGCGACAGCCAGGGCAGGUGUGGCACGCGGUUCCUCACCACCUACGACCGGCGUUUUGUCAUCAAGACCGUGUCAAGCGAGGAUGUGGCCGAGAUGCACAACAUCCUAAAGAAAUACCACCAGUUCAUAGUGGAAUGCCAUGGCAACACCCUCUUGCCACAGUUCCUGGGCAUGUACCGCCUGACCGUGGACGGUGUGGAAACCUACAUGGUGGUCACGAGGAAUGUGUUCAGUCACCGGCUUACUGUACACCGCAAAUACGACCUCAAGGGUUCUACUGUUGCUAGAGAAGCAAGUGACAAGGAAAAGGCUAAGGACUUGCCAACGUUCAAAGACAAUGACUUCCUCAAUGAAGGGCAGAAGCUACAUGUGGGAGAAGAGAGUAAAAAGAACUUCCUGGAAAAACUGAAGCGAGACGUUGAGUUCCUUGCCCAGCUGAAGAUCAUGGACUACAGUUUACUGGUGGGCAUCCACGACGUCGACCGGGCGGAGCAGGAGGAGAUGGAGGUGGAAGAGCGAGCCGAGGACGAGGAAUGCGAGAACGACGGCGUGGGCGGCAGCCUGCUGUGCUCCUACGGCACACCCCCGGAUAGCCCUGGCAACCUCCUCAGCUUCCCCCGGUUCUUUGGGCCCGGAGAGUUCGACCCCUCGGUCGACGUCUAUGCCAUGAAAAGCCACGAAAGUGCCCCUAAGAAGGAGGUCUACUUCAUGGCCAUCAUCGAUAUCCUCACACCCUAUGAUGCUAAGAAGAAAGCUGCACAUGCUGCCAAAACAGUGAAACACGGGGCCGGGGCUGAGAUCUCCACUGUGAACCCGGAGCAGUACUCUAAGCGCUUCAACGAGUUCAUGUCCAACAUCCUGACAUAGUCCACUCUACCUUCUGCCAGAGCCAGACUGCCGGGCGAGGGGUCGGGGAUCGGGAGAGGGAAAGGGUGCAUUUGGGCUGGAAGGGAGGGUGGGGAGCAGAGCGGGGGGUCCAGAGGGCUUUAGUAAAGGGACUGCAGCCUGUGACACAGAGCAGCUCUAGCAGGGAGGGAGGGACGCGCUGCUUGUGCAAAGGCCACAGGAUGCAGCCUAACUCCGAGCACCCUUGGUUCGCCCCUUUUGUCCCUGUUUCAAACGGGGGUUCCCUCCUCGGUAUCUUGUAACCUUUUGUGAUACCUUGGGGCUGGAGUUGACUUUGUGGGUUCAUUUGGGUUUGUUCCUUAAAUUCAUUGCUCCAGGUUUGCUAUUUAUAAUGCUGUAUGUCACCACCCUAGCCACCCUCCCCCUGUUCCUGUCAGGCUCUCUGUUCCUUUCAGUUAAGGCCAGCACAAGGGCCCUGAACAGCAGUUGCUCUGAGGACACCACGAGAGGAGGUCAGGCACCUCCGUUGGCCGCGUUUUGAGCGCACCCGGAUGGACGUCUUCAUAUCCUGGAGUAUUGUGCAUAAUUCCCUCCGUGUCUCCACCCUGGAUCCAAGUGAAAUGUGACGUUCCCUCCUCCACCCUGUCCUUGCAGAACACUGCAGGUUGACUCCGACAUCUGGGGCCCGAGUCAGGGGCCUCCGAGGGGGACAGGUUCAUCUUCAUCCCGUGGUGCAUGACCGUCAGACAGCUGGUUCUCAAAGAGCCCAGAGAUCACCACCCAAGCCGCCUGCGCCUCUGACUGGAAUUCCAGUGUCUGUCAAGCCUGCCUCCCACUGGCUCAAGGGGAACUGGAAAGCAUCUUUGCCUUUAUCGGGACCCCUGUGCCUCCAUGGCUGUUUCCCUUUGGGAAACUCCCAGAAACGAAUACUCGUCAAAUGGGGCCAUUUGCAUUGUCCAUGUCCUAACUCCUGACCUCUGGGUACACAGCCACCUGUAGCGGGCAUGUGGUCAGGGGCAGAGACGCUGCCACUCCAAGCCCCGGCCUGCCAUGCAGGUGCCUGGCUCCCUGUGCCUGUGACUUCUCGCCUGGACAGCUUUAGCCAGCAAGGUGCUCCACCUGAGGUUGCCUGAGUCACUUGCGGACGUGACCCAGGAAAGCCUAUUUGGAGGCCUCAUGUGGGGCUUGACCCAUCCCCCAGCCUCAGGGCUGAUUUUCCCUGUUGCCCUCUUACCCUUUCUGAACUUGGGAUCUGCCUACAGGCCUCCUUGGAAAGAGUGACAUCCUGCAGCCUCCUUCAGGAUUCCGGCCCGGGGCCUCAGAAGGGAGCUAGCUACACAAGUCAUUUCUGAUGCCACCAGGCCAACUGGUUGCUAGGAAGAAAAAAAAAAAAAAAACAACAACAACAAAAAAGGCCCUGUUGGCCUGCACUUGGGAGAGGUACAGGCCUGCCUCCUCCCAGCCCCUCAAAAGGAAAUCAGAAACUUUCAGAAUGAGAUGGAAAAUUUGUAUGUAGAUAACCCCAAAGAUGUGAAGCUGGUUUGUGGAACUAUCUUGGGUGAACAAAUGAUUUUCAAUGGCUUGCCUCCCCAACGAGCUGAGCUCAGCUUGGGGAGCCGGAGCCACUGUGCUGUGUCCUCCCCAAGUGGCACUAAACUAAGGAAGCAAGGUGACAGUCUGGGGCUUCUCUGCGGCUGCCACAUUGGUGGAAGCCCUUCUGGUGAGGCAGGUGGGGCCACAGUCCUUCCCAAGAUGCUCUGGGGAGCAGGACCACGCAAGGGUCUUGAGGAAGUACUCGGACCCACGUGGCUCAUGGAAAAGUGGUUUUAAUUUAGGAGAGGGGUUAUAGGAACAAAGUCUGGACUCCACUCCCCCCACCUUACAAUCAAGAUUGAGGAAUCCGGAUCUGCUCCCGGGAGCCCCAGGCUUGGAAGCCAAGGCCCUUGUAGAUCCUGCUCUGCAUUUGAAAAUCCUAACAGUCCUAUCAAAGUAGCUACCAGACGUCUAGUCUAACUGGGUUAACAUUGAGUUGUUUUUGUUUUUUUUUGGGGGGGGUUGUUUUGUUUGUAUAUUGUUUACAGUUUUGAAAGGUAGCAUUCUGUUUCAGAUAAUCUUUGUUUCACUGACAGUAUUGUUGAGUGGGUCAAAAUACUUGAGCUGUGGUUUGGUGGAUUUAAAGGUUUUUUUUUUUUUUUUUUUUUUUUUUUUUAAGGUCAUUUCUCUGUGUUGUCUUCAAAACUUCGGGUUUGGCCCUCCGGUUCCUUUGGCAUUCAUACGUUUGAAAGCUAUUUAUCUUGGUUUCAUACAAGUUUUCUUUUCUUUGUGACAAAGAUGUGCUAUUUGGCCUCAGUCUCAAAAACGGUCACACCCUCCCCCCAUUUAUCUGCUCCCUCUUUUCUGAGUCCCCACCAUUCACUUUCUGGACAGACAAGACCAUUCGUUUGACUCCUCAAGCCAUGAGGAGCAGCCAGACCGGCCAGACCGUCCCAUGGGCCUCCAGAACCAUGUUGGCUCUUCCAGAAAUAGACACGUAAGAAUAAAGAGCCGGACAACUGGGUGAGGCCUGGAUGCGGAAAGGGAGGGAAUUCCCAGUUCCUCACCCUGCCUCUGUGCUGUACCCAGUCCCCUUCCCUCCUGUGGAAAGCGUGAAGCUGAGAAGUCUCAAGUCCAGGCCAAGUGAGGGGUACCAUGUAAACUCUAAGACAGUAAUGGCCUCAGGCUGUGUCCCUGCGUCAGGGGCGUGCAGGGCAGCGAGGAGUGUGGCUCUGCUGAAGUGCUCAAUCUCUCCUUAUCUAGCUCAGGGGUUACUGGUCUGUGGCUGGCGCCGUGAGUGGCCCCCAGGCUGUUCUCAGUGGCAGUAUAGCUCCCCCAACAGGCAGCUCCCCCUCCCCCAAUCAGUUUUCUCAAUCCUGGGCUUUAGGCCUGAACAAGUCCCCUGGCAGUGCUCAAGGGAGGAGAGACUGGACUCCUGUGGAGACUUUGCCCUCUUCACAAUGUGCUAGGCCUGCCUGGGGAGGUGACCAAAGCCCCAGGACUCUCUCAGUAGCUAAUUCACCCCCCUCCUCCCCCACCCCAAAUAGCCUUUUUAACAAUUCAGGUUCAGAGGGAGAAAAACGUUAGCUGUUUCUAGGAUAUGACCUACUCGAGUAUUUUGGGCAGGACAGUUGAGUGUACUGAGACAGCCCUCGGAGCUCUGGUUUGUGCUUUCCCAAGUUUAGAGAUCUCAUACGCAGUCAUGACGGCCGGUGGGGGUCAGGGCUCAAAGGGAAGCACAGUUAGACAGUUACCCAAAAUCUGCCAGCCAUGGUCCCAGUCGUCUUCUGGAAAGUGCCACUUAGGAAGGGUGACUCAAAGGGGGAAUGAGACUCAGCCGCACUUCAACAACAGGAAAGGAGGCUGGGAGGCACUGGAAGAGCCCAUUACUUGCCCACAGCCAUUUUGUGAGGUGGGCGCCCACACAUUUAGGGGGAACCCAUCUGCUUAGCACAUCUCGGCAGCGGGUCAGAACGUUGAACACACAGAAUUUCAAUGAAGUCCAGAGUCAUCUUUGGGACUGCAGGAGUAAAGCACCACCCACCACAUGUGACUUCUCCAUUUCCGGCUGCAAGUUCCAUUUUUUUUUAAAUAGGAAUUUCCACCCCUGUGCUUGUCAAAUGUCUGCUCUCAACAGUUCAAGCCCCUGUUACUGUUUUAAAAUGCAUGCGUGUUAAAAAAUGAAAUCUCCAACUGGAGGACAAAAUAAAACUCAAAAAGCUUUGUGUACA
Messenger RNA from Psammomys obesus (fat sand rat), 5087 nucleotides. RefSeq names its product phosphatidylinositol-5-phosphate 4-kinase type 2 beta (gene Pip4k2b). Bases 94 to 1344 code for a protein of 416 amino acids. The record is from RefSeq and is a predicted model, not a curated record. NCBI's taxonomy places the organism in Eukaryota, Metazoa, Chordata, Mammalia, Rodentia, Muridae. Gene Ontology annotation, biological process: phosphatidylinositol metabolic process. Gene Ontology annotation, molecular function: phosphatidylinositol kinase activity. The transcript is spliced from 10 exons.